CAUGUGCGCGCGGCCGGCAGGGGACUCACUUCUCUACUCAUUUCAACAAAUGGCACCUGUUAACUUCGGAGGAGAAUCCAGCAGAGGAGGAGACGGGUCUGGUGUAUCUUCAUUCAUUCAGAAGUUACUUCACAGUUUCAGAAAACCGGAACAGCCGGAGCGUGAGCGUUUGGCAGUUUAUCACAGAGAGAGCGCGAGACACACCGUGACAACCGGAACAGGUGGAGGCUGCAGUUGGGCGUCAGAUCUAGGGUCCAGUCCAGUCCAGGCGUUUUGGCUAACUGCCACUGAUAAGGUGUUGCACUAGUGAGGUGCCUUUGGAGCAGGUGUCUAAGCAGAGCCCUGUGUGUCACUCAUUAACUGUCGUGGCCCUCAGUGGUUGAACCAGCAGCGUCGCAGCCCAUCUGCUGCCACGUGGGUCCUGGAGGACUGUGGCCUGAGCAGCUUUGACAGAUUAAGAGUGAAAUUCUGAAACAUGCGUUUCCUACGCCGACGCAUGUCCCCCCUAAAACUGGCACUCUUUGGGGGGACUCUCUUCAUGGUGGCCCUGUUUGUACUUCAAAAGGACGUCAGCUCCACCCCAUCUGGAGAUCCCUGGUUUCAGGACCUGGUAGACAAACGAGACAAGGUGAUUGUGAUGGUCCGAGAGGCUGUCAACAACAUUGGCAAUAUUGGUUUUCAAAUCGGAGCUCCAGAGGCCCCACCGGUACAGGAGCAGCCCACCCAGGACGUCAACUGCCCUCCUGGAUUCUACACACAGGCUGAACUGAAACCUCAUCUGGAGAGACCACCUCAGGACCACAAUGCCCCAGGAGCUGAUGGAAGGCCAUUUCAGAAAGACAACCUGACCCCUGAGGAACAGAAGGAGAAGGAGGAAGGCAUGAACAGACACUGUUUCAACCAGUUUGCCAGCGACCGUAUCUCACUCAGUCGUGCUCUUGGACAUGACACAAGACCUCCAGAGUGUGUGGAGAGAAUGUUUCGUCGCUGUCCUCCUCUGCCUUCCACCAGUGUCAUCAUAGUGUUCCACAAUGAGGCCUGGUCCACCCUGCUCAGGACGGUUUACAGCGUCCUUCACACUUCCCCUGCAAUCCUGCUGAAAGAGAUCAUUUUGGUAGAUGACGCCAGUACAGCAGAUCACCUGAAGAGCCAGCUGGAGGAGUUUGUGAGUCAGUUGAAGGUUGUCCGUGUGGUGCGACAGUUGGAGAGAAAAGGCCUCAUCACCGCCCGGCUGCUGGGUGCCAGCAUCGCCCAGGGCGAGGUGCUAACCUUCCUUGAUGCACAUUGUGAAUGUUUCCAUGGAUGGUUGGAGCCACUGUUGAGCCGAAUCGUUGAAGAACCCACUGCUGUUGUCAGUCCAGAAAUCAGCUCUAUUGACCUCAACACCUUUCAUUUCAAUAAGCCUGUGGCCACCAAUCGGGCCUACAACCGUGGUAACUUCGACUGGAGCCUGACAUUUGGCUGGGAGCCCAUUCCAGAAGACGCAAAGAAGUUGCGCAAGGAUGAAACCUAUCCCGUAAAAACGCCAACUUUUGCCGGAGGUCUCUUUUCAAUCUCGAAGAAGUACUUCGAGCACAUUGGGACAUAUGAUGACAAGAUGGAGAUCUGGGGUGGCGAGAAUGUGGAGAUGUCAUUCAGGGUGUGGCAGUGUGGAGGACAGCUGGAGAUCAUCCCCUGUUCUGUGGUGGGACAUGUUUUCCGUACAAAGAGUCCUCACACUUUUCCCAAAGGUACAGAGGUUAUUACACGCAACCAGGUGCGUCUAGCUGAAGUAUGGAUGGAUGACUACAAGAAAAUCUUCUAUCGCCGCAACAAAAAUGCAGCAACUAUGGCUAGUCAGAACCAGUUUGGGGACAUCUCAGAUCGUUUGAAACUGAGAGAGAGGCUGCACUGCAAGAACUUCACAUGGUACCUAAACACGGUCUAUCCAGAGGUGUUUGUACCAGACUUCACCCCAGAAAAAUUUGGAGCAAUAAAGAAUUCAGGGUCUCAGUCCUGCCUGGAUGUUGGGGAAAGCAACCAGGGGGGUAAACCUCUGAUCAUGUACCAGUGUCAUAACAUGGGAGGGAACCAGUAUUUUGAAUAUACAUCACAUAAAGAGCUACGUCACAACAUAGGAAAGCAGCUGUGUCUUCACGCCACACCACAUCCAGAGCCAAUAAAGAUCGAGCUUUGCCAUUUGAAGGGCAAGGGCACCGCUGUGGCACCUGAACAGGAGUUUGUCUUUACAGAGGAAAAUCUUCUGAAGAAUCCCAGCAGUGGUAAAUGUUUACAGCUGAAAGGAGGCCAGAUUACUAUGGACCAAUGCAACGCCGCAGACCUGUUCCAGCAUUGGACCUUCAGCUGACCUCCCUGACUGCCAAUAAUGUGACCUGUGGCACCUCAGUUUCACUCCCCAAGACUCGUCAGACUCCCAGGAGCCCGGUCAGCAUUGGUCCAGAGAGACCUCAUGCUUCGGAGCUUGGGGCAUUUUGCCGUUCUGAACAGACCGUAAAAGACAGAGGAAAAAGUCAAGACAGUUACAUCAAAUGAAACUCUGGUUGGCUUUAACUUGUUUUAAAUUUAUUUAUGAUGGAACUCAGGAAACACAGUUGAAGGUAGCGGGGCACCCUCCCACAAAGUGUGGAGUUGACGUGCAGGAGCGGCAGCUUUGAUCAUGAGGCAAAGGCUGCAAUAAUUAAGUGCAUUUACAUUCCAGUUUGGAAAAUCACCAAGUGACUUUAUGUGUGACAGCUGAUGUUUAAAUGGCAAAAUAUGCGCAAGUCUUAUAAAAGGCAAGAUGUCUGUUUUUUAAAAUAAAAAUAUUGUGUGUCAAAUAAAUUACUGUUCAUACAAUGUUUAGUAUUCAAGCAGAUCUAGAAAUUAAUAAUAAUAAUGAGUAAUGAUUCCUCAAAUGUGUCU
Molecule: messenger RNA, 2901 nt
Organism: Sphaeramia orbicularis (orbiculate cardinalfish)
Lineage: Eukaryota; Metazoa; Chordata; Actinopteri; Kurtiformes; Apogonidae
Gene: galnt6
Product: UDP-N-acetyl-alpha-D-galactosamine:polypeptide N-acetylgalactosaminyltransferase 6 (GalNAc-T6)
Exons: 12
Coding region: 476-2347 (623 amino acids)
Biological process (GO): protein O-linked glycosylation
Cellular component (GO): Golgi apparatus
Molecular function (GO): polypeptide N-acetylgalactosaminyltransferase activity
Source: RefSeq, a predicted model, not a curated record